AUGAACAUGCACGACGAUCUGCAGCUGCGGGUGAGCGCAGUGAAGCAGUUGGGCACCAUCGCCACCGCCCUGGGCCCUGAGAGGACUCGCGAGGAGCUGUUGCCUUUCCUCCAGGAGAUCAUCGAUGACGACGACGAUGCUUCGGCCUGA
This is a messenger RNA of Effrenium voratum, 150 nucleotides long. The record is from the annotation of a GenBank genome assembly. NCBI's taxonomy places the organism in Eukaryota, Dinophyceae, Suessiales, Symbiodiniaceae.